Molecule: messenger RNA, 1647 nt
Organism: Fonsecaea nubica
Lineage: Eukaryota; Fungi; Ascomycota; Eurotiomycetes; Chaetothyriales; Herpotrichiellaceae
Exons: 4
Coding region: 1-1647 (548 amino acids)
Source: RefSeq, a predicted model, not a curated record
AUGGUUUACAGCUGGGACCCUCACAGAGAUGUACUCUACAAGCUCUACAUCGAGGACAGAAAGUCCCUCGAGGAGAUUAUGCAGUACAUGCGCGACGCUGCCAACUUCACUCCCUCCAAGCGCGCCUUUCAGACACAAUUCAAGAGAUGGGGAUUUCCGUCGAAGCGCAAGCCAUCUUUCCGCGACGAGGAUCUGGUUGAUCGCGCCGAGGGUCACGAUAUCAAGGAACGCGAACUGAUGAGACUGCGCGCGAAAAAUCGCUGGCUCAUGCGCAUUCCGAACGGUGCCAAGCAGACACCUGGCGAUGACCCGGAAGCACAGUUAAUAGAGGCUGCGAAGGAUGAUGAAAACAUGGCCCAACCAGACCACCAACCUGUUGCCGAAGAGCCACCACCAGAUUUUGUGGAGCGUCAGAAGGAAAGACUUCAAGAACUUCAAGCCAUCAGCGACCAACGCUGGAGAGACAAGAAACGCCGUCGUCGAACCAAAGGGUAUGCAGGUCUGCCACCUGAUCCCGCGGGCAUGCCACCACGUUUCCCCUCCGAGACUACGCUUGAGGAAAGCCGAAAGAUAUUGAAUCUCGAUGCGAGACAGUACCGUGCCAUUCGCGAUCAAUUCCAAGGGAUUUGUGAGGAGGAGCAAAUCAUGCAAAAGACGGUUGCUGGGGCGGAGAAGUGGCAAGCCGUCAAGGAUCGCCUGGUUCGUGAGAAUACCCUGUUACAGGCCGUGAUGUGGCAGGACACCAGCAAUCUUCAACCCAAAGAACUUGCCCUGGACGUCAUCUGCACCGAUGUUACGAAGCGCAUCCGGACGCUGGGUCGUAGAUUGACCAUCCUGGAGUCUAAGAAGGUGCUAGGAUUGAACCCUGAUCAAAGUCGACAGAUUCGUGGCGAGUUCUACGAGAUCCUCGAGUCGGAGUAUUACACCAGUAAGCUCGAGAUGGGACCGGCAAAGUGGAAGGAACUCAAGGAUCGUUGGGUCGCCAACAAUUCAUAUCUCCAGAGCAUCCUCGCAGCGGGCGACGCCGACCCCGAGCAUAACCGAAAGCUAGCGGCCAUGGAGCUGUUGUGUCGAGAUGUGAUGAAACGCGUGCGAGAUGACCGGGCAAAGAAGAAGGGCACUUUUAGGAAAAAGUCCGUUCAACCCUUGACGCCAGCAGCAGACACUGCAGACACUGCACCUCUACCACCCUCGCCACCAGUCGCUCCCGCACCAGCCUCUGCCACUAGCGCAUAUCGAGACGCCCUGCCUGCAAAUCCAUUUGGUGAAGCACCGCCCCCGGCACCGCAGAAUGAUCUGUCCGACCUGCAAAUCGACCCCAACUUGUUGCAGGUGGCGGACCAUCUAGGCACCCCACAAGUCUCGAGGCGAACGCCGGUAUUUAUCCGUCCACAUCCCAACUCGACCAUGUACACGAGCACGAAACUCUCGCUCGGGUCUUUCAAUGGUCAAACUGUUCAGGAGCUUCAUGCCAUGCUCGAAGAAAUGUAUCCCCAUGCAAAAGCGGAGCAGAUCAAUGGUAUCGACAAAGAUGGCGCAGGCAAGGAGAUUUCCUAUCUCAUUGAGGAAGAUGAUGAAUUAGAGGCGUAUCUUGACCAUGUCCAAGGACGCAAGGCUAUGUUUGUGGUGGUGCUCAAGAGAGCUUGA